Messenger RNA from Nicotiana tabacum (common tobacco), 1751 nucleotides. Its product is annotated as zinc finger protein ZAT3-like. The record is from RefSeq and is a predicted model, not a curated record. Lineage: Eukaryota; Viridiplantae; Streptophyta; Magnoliopsida; Solanales; Solanaceae.
UGUGAGCAGUGAGCAUACGCCCAUGUUGAGUUAUGGGUGGUAAUAGUGAGACGAGGUGAGAUAAUGACCUGCCCCAUUUAACAAACUUACUGCCCAAGUCUCAAGUAACUGCUGUUUCCCUCUAUCCCUGUUUCUUACAGCACCAGCGUAACCGCUCUUUACCUCUAUCCCCUCUUUCUUACAGCACCCAAACACCAAUUAAACCGUUCUCUUCUCUUUUAACUGUAAACAUUUACACAAGUAAAAACGACGUACCCUUUCUUGAAAUUCAAGGAAAUAUGGACAACCAAAACACCUAUUGCACUACUAUUUCCGAUUUUAUUCAACCCCUCGUUCUACAGAGUCAUGUAAUUGGCGAUCAUCAUCCUCUGGAUCAAACCCAUGAAGAAGAAGCAUCAAGAAGAUUCACAAUGUUUGACACAAAUGUCAGGUACAAACCUCAAAAUCCCAGAAAGAAAAGAAGUAAAUUGUUAAGAAUUAAUGAUAACUCCUUUAGAAUCAGUAGUACUAAUAAUCCUAGUACUUCAGGGGUUGUUAGUGAAACUGUUAUUACUAAGCCUAAAUGUGCCAAGAAACCACCAUACCCUAAUGCCCCCAAAAUUACUAGGCCUUGUACUGAAUGUGGCAAGAAAUUUUGGUCGUGGAAAGCCCUUUUUGGUCACAUGCGCUGUCACCCUGAACGCCAAUGGCGUGGUAUUAACCCUCCUCCCAAUUUAAAACGGCCAAUUCAUUCUUCAUUUCCCCAACAAUCCCCCAAUUAUUCCCUUUUACUAACAGACGAGGAUCAUGAAAUUGCUGAGUGCUUAUUACUAUUGUCUAAUGGACAGCCUCGUACUCCUUGUACUGGUAAUAGUCCUAAUGUUUUGUUGGAAAAUGACAACGUUGUUUGGGACGUUGAUCACAUGGUUAUAGAUGGAGGGGUUGGAGAAAAGGGUGUAAUUGAAUCAGGUACACUUUCUUCAGGAAUGAAUAAUUGUUGUAAAUUAGAGUGCACAAGUUGCAAGAAGGUAUUUGGUUCUCGCCAGGCAUUAGGGGGACAUAGGGCAACUCACAAGAAUGUCAAGGGUUGUUUUGCAAAUACAACAAAUUAUGGGGAAUGUAGCCAGCAAUUAGAAGAGGGCAAUAUGGGAAUUAUGUGGCCCAUAGAAAAAGGGAGAGGCAGUGAUAGUGAAGAUACAAUUAGCAAUGAUAACAAGAGGUUGAUGGUAUUGGGACAUAAGUGUAGUAUAUGUUUGAGAGGUUUCACAAGUGGACAAGCUUUAGGAGGACACAAAAGGUGUCAUUUGGAAAAACUCGGGGACGAAAUAACAGCAACAACAACAACAACGAUAUCAGCAGCAGAAUCAGACUUAACACGAGCUGUCAUUGUCAAUCCAAAGGUGCAGGGAAAUAAUGUCGCUAAUUUGGAUCUCAAUUUUCCUCCUGUUACAACCUCAGGAGAUGAUCAAGAUGAUUCUUCAGCUUCUUAUUCAUGUAUUUCAGGAUUGGAAUUGGACUUGAGGUUGGGGCUUUAGUAGGAAUUUGUAAUGAAGAAAUGUACAAAGGUUCUUGUGUUGUGUACUGAUAUUAGUGUUACCUAUAUUGGCUAGGAAUAUAUAUUAGCUCUAAGGUUUCUAUGAUAUUAGUGAUGUAUAUGAAGUAGUUGGACUAACUUUUGAAGGUUUUAUUCCUUCUAAUGGCUCCAAAUUUUAGGAGUUAUAAUUUCUGUUGUGAUUUGGGGCUCCUUAAUGACACUGAUAUAUGUAAUUGUA